This is a messenger RNA of Symbiodinium sp. CCMP2592, 7644 nucleotides long. NCBI's taxonomy places the organism in Eukaryota, Dinophyceae, Suessiales, Symbiodiniaceae. The record is from the annotation of a GenBank genome assembly.
AUGAAGGCAUUGGCUGAUACCUACCCUGGGCGAUGCGUCAGCAUCGAUGAUACGCUCAACCGGGGAGCCAGCACCCCUAUGGCCUACGAGGACGGUGCUUCGCAGAUCACUAUUCACCCGACUGACGGAUGGGUAUAUGUCCCAGCGAUGAAUUCGGACAUUUAUGAUCCUCAGGAAACGUUCCUCCACGGAACGAAUCUCCGAUACCUCUGGUCGAUUCUUGCACACGGAGGCUUGUUCGGGGAGGAUUACGUGACGGACGAUCAUGGAAGUCACGAACCCUGCGUAUGGGUGACUGGACACGCCCCCGAGGCUGCCGGCAGCUACGCGUCUGGCACGUACCUCGGUGGGGGAUACUGGUUCCAAGUGAUGAUCUGCGUCUCCCGGACUAUGGUGAACAGCCACAGCCGAACGACAAAGAAGCUGGGGGGGUCCCAGAAGCAGAUCCGCGUCGGGACUAGGUUUCUCGAGUUGUGUGGGAUCGCAUUCAGGCCAUUCCGACUUAUGGACGACCGCGAGAAAGGGAUUUCGACCUCCCCGCACUACGUCGUCCACGGACACCGAUUCCUCAGUGCCGACGGAACGAAAGCCGUGGCCUGGCACCCGUGGAUGGAGGCGAGCCCGAUCGAUCCUCGCAUCCUGAAGCUGCUGGGAGACAUUGUCGCUCAUGAUAAUGUCGAGUUUGCAGACCUCACGAUUCAAGGAGGCAGCACUACCCAACAGAUUGCUUCUACCGAGACAGAGCAACCUGGGGCAGCCGCGGCUGAUGAUCAGGCCGCGGCGGGUAGUGGUGAAGCAACGGAGCGAAUCACCGUCAGCCCGUCAGUGCUUCGACGCAAUCACUGGAUGCCUGACAGUUACGGAACGAGCGAGAACGCUACCGUCGGUGGAAGGUAUGCCUUGCUGUCCGAGCUUCAGUCUUCUAGCUACCGAAUUGAGCUUGCGCCAUUCUUCCAGCUGCGUGCACCCAUCCUGGGAGAGGAAGGGAGCCAGGGUCUGCCCAAGCCUUCAAGGCUCGAGACGAUUGCCGGAGGACCAUCCAAGGAAUGGGAGGCAUGGUGCAAGCACUACCGAAAGGCAUACAUUGUCAUGCUUGGCAACUUUGGCUACACGACCGCCAAGAGCAUCAAGGGUAUCCAUCCGGCCGACGCCCUUGUGGCAAUCUCGAUCCACGGGGUCAGAGCGGUCACGACCAUGGCUUCCACGAUUGCAUUUGGGGGUGCUCCGCCAACGAUCAAGCCGGCGGUACCCAGUAAGCCGCAGAGGUUCGUCGUCAUGCACGACGGUCUGCUGACCUUCAGGGCCGCCAAAUCUUGGCACGAUGGUGAGAUGAACGCCCAUCUGAAAAGCGCGCUGACGAGUUUCGGAUUCCCGGAAUCUGAGGUGCGCGUGCAGGCGUUCGAUGAGGGCUAUAAGCUCAAGGAUAUGAUCGAUACGCUUGCGCUGAUGCAGAGCGACACCUCUAUCCCGCCAUCGAAUGUGCACAUCCUCAUCCUUUGGAGAGGAGAGGAUUUGUGGAAGCUGGACCAGAGCUGGAGUAAGCUUACCGAUGACAUCGAUCUGGCACGAUCACAAUACGCCAAGUCGACUGCACGAGAUGCUCUCGAGGAGUACAACACGAUCUACGGAUCAGUGUCCUUCUGCGGACCAGUGUCUCCGAGCAUGGGAUACCUUCCGACUCUGCCACGCCAUCUCUUCGAGAAAUACAGAGAGGAGAUGAGGAUGUUCUGGGACACGAUCAGAAGGUCCAACUUCCUCACCCUGUCAUUUGACGCUAUCCUGGAGGGACUGCCGUUCCUGAGGGGAUAUCACGUCAUGCACGAGUCCAAGACGAUUGGGGUCUUGUGUACUCGUAUCUGCUCGAUGUUCACGCUUGCGGCUCUCGCGCGAUUUCCAUCUUAUGGGACCCGCCGAGAGUAUCAGACCGCUGCCGGUAAGAUGUGGGAGCGCACCCCAGUCCCGGAAGAAAAGCCGAAGGGCGCGGUGAAGGCCAUUGUGCAUUCCACGGUGCAGGACCUAAUCGAAGGAGCAGAUCGCGGUCCCGAUCAUGGACCCACGAAGACUGUUGAUAUGAGUCAGCUCGGCUUCGAUGACGACGAUGAUGAAGAUAUGGCCGGUGACGUAGCUCCAGCUGCGACCAAGCAUCCGGUUAAACAGGAACCGGGGACAUUUGCGGAUCUUCCGGGUGUUCGUCAUCCAGAUCCGAUUGUAUUGCCCGCUACUCCUGUGCCCGGCCAGGCAAUGCCUGUGUCGCCCGGCCUUGCUCCGGCUGCUACGAACGAUGAAGAAUCUAGCAGCAGUUCCGAUGAUGACGAACAGGAAGGGGAUGGCGAUACGGCAAUGCCCGAGGCCAAGAAGGAGGAAUCCGAUGAGGAGUUCAAUGAGCUUCUCGAAGAAAUGACUGAUGCAUUCGAGCAAAUGCCUACUCCUCGUGAUGCGGAGCGAACUGUCGCAGCCAAUCGGGACGCCGCUCGACCGCCUGCCGCUGAGGCUCGCCGUGAGCAGGCUGCGAAGAUGAAGGCACAUAUCGCUGAAGUGGCGAAGGGUGCCACAGGCGUUGAAAACGCCGAACACCUUCGAUCCAUUGCCGAUCGGCUCGCCAGGAUCAUGGACCCGAACAUUAGCGAUGACAAUGUGUUCCAGGGUGCCAUGUACCCUCCGGGUGACUAUGCGCUCGACGCUGUCACGAACCGGUUGGCCCAAGGCAGGCGUCGGGUCGAAUCGAACAGCAAUCUCAUCAGGGAGAUGGCCAGCGACCGAUUUACGCCUGUGCUUAUCAACCGAGAUACUGGUGAGACUGUGUCAGCCAUCGAUGCACGAUGGACCCCAGAGUAUGGAAACAGGGGGGAGCUUGAGGCCAAGGUUGGUGCGAUCAUUUCCAACCUUGAUGCCGUGGUUGCAAGCAUGUCAAUCCUUCCUGUGUUCCAUCCGCACAUUCCCUCAACGUAUGGUAUGGCUCGAUCGCUUCUCAAUACCUACCAGUCGUUGCAGAUUGCCAUUCGACACCGUGGCAUGGGUGCGAUGUCUUUCGAACAGAUGGUGUUCAAACCUGAGGACCUUGAGGUUCCGACGCCCGAUGAUUGGCCGGACCUCAUUGUUGACGAGAGAAGACCUCAAGCUGCUAGGUUGUCCCAGUUCCGGCGCAGUGUCGCGGGUGAAGGUGCGGCAGACAACGAUCUUCCGUCCACCGAGCCGGCUAGUGUCGCAUCUGAGCGUGCGACGACGCCGCCUCCGCCAAAAGUGGCUCCUCCUCCUCCGCCAACAGCGGAAGCACCUCCGAGGGCGUCCGAAGAGAGUGCAAAGGAGGAUGACGAUGAUAGCAAAAUGGUGGAUGACACGGCCGAUCAGAAGCCUGAGCAGAAACAUGAGGAGGAUGCCGAAAUGGGUAGCGGACAGGAGCUGCAAGACGAGGUCCCCGGCAAGGCCCCGCCGCCAGCUGCCCGAACCGCUGAAAACCCACCGGGACACGGCGUGCGUUCCAGUUCUCCGAAUGUGAUGAAAGCUCAGGGAGCCGUGCUCUCCGGUGCUCGUGGGCCGGAUAUUGAUAUUGAUCCAGCCAGUACUGCCGCUGAUCAGGCAGCGAACGAUCCGAGAAACUGCCGAAUCGAGGGCCCUGGUAUCAAGGCGACAACGAUUCAUCGCCCCGACCAGAUGCCCGAGAGAGGCCUCGACUCCAUAGCGCCGGUCGUACAGUAUGAGAUGUCGUCCGUUCCGGUAGCGCUACCGGAUUUCGUCGUUCCGGGACUCGACAUGGGCAUCGAUGACUCUGUCCAUGGUCGACUAGUCUCAGCGACCUGCCUCCCACCGACCGACGAACAGCGCAAGUUUUCGAGGCGACGAUUCGCCAUGCUCUCCUCGAAUCAGACAGUGUACUUGAACGAGGCACUUCACAAGAAACCUGUCAAAGGGGAUCACGAUUCUUUCCUCCGACCGGAAUCUUACGAGGAUUGCCGCGACAUUCAUGACGCUGUCCGGGCCUACAAUGCCAGAGAGGCCAAACACCGAUCUGUCGGCGGAACAUCUGUGUCGUGCAGCCGAUUGCUUAUCGACGACGCACAAAACAUUCCUGCUGCCACGAUUCCGGACGCAGGAAUGAUCAAUUUGGUGCGGAAGCUGAUGUUCCGAGUGCUGACACAAACGAAGGAGUAUCCUUCCACUACUGCCGGUGGACCGCAGAAUCGCCCUCAGGAUCGUGAGAGGGGCGUCCCCUUGUAUUCACACUUCGAUCAGAGUGGCAUCAUCGCUUUCGAUGUCAUCCCGAUGUACAUGGAGCGUGAGAGGGAAUACAUGAAGGCCAACGCCGGAGAAAACAGUGGCCGGAUUCUUCUCCAGACAAAUGUCCUGGAUGAGAACGAUGAACCAUCCGAGCUUACUCUUCAAUGCAUCAUGGAGAUUGCCCGGACGGACAACAAUCGAAUGUUUGAGUUCUUCUACUCUACGAUCAACGAUGAUGGAAGUCCUCAGUUUGUUGGCAUCCGAGCAACUUACGGUUUCGGCCCCGAUAAUUUUAACCGAUUCCGACUGCUGACCAAGUGCCAGCACGGGCCGUUCGUUCAGCUCGCUCAAGACCAUUAUGUUGGUGGCGAGAGGAAGAGGAAUGUGGCCCGACAUCAUCCCCAGUACGGAUGGGGUUGCGCAACGAUUCGCGAAUUCUUCGGGUACACGAGUGAUUGCAAAGUCAAUCCUCCGAAGGGACAGCUGUUCCUCACCCUGCUCCCGUAUGCUCCCGGAUCUGGGAACAACAACGAGUGGGAAGAGGUGUACAUGAACGUCCGAAUGAACCCGAAGCGUGAGACGCUCUCGAAUACCGCGUCGACACAAUCCAUGCUCCCUGAAGGAUUGGGAUCCAACCGCAUGAUCGUGUUCGCAAUUGAUUUGCACAUGGUCGCGGCAGGUAUCAAUCCGAUUUCCUUCCAUCCGAGAGGAUACUACGCGAUCAAAGACAGUAUCCCUCUCGCCUGUAUGCCGAUAGCAUACUUCACGGACUCGGGAUCCCUAGUGUUCAACACGGCCUUCAAAUACAUCGGAGGUACGAAGUUUGGCACUGGCCCCGAGCGAGGAAACCACAAGCGGGAGACGUGGCCGCUCGCUAGCUUCGACUGCCCCAUGUGCGGAGCUUCAUUCCCGGUUGGUCUCCACAUGUGCCACUCUUGCACUAAGCCGAUUCACUAUCCUGACGGGAUGUUCUAUGCCGAUCCUGUGAAUCCCUUCCAGGUUGAAUACUACGGAAGUCAUGCUGAGUGGCUCAACGAGCUUCUCGAACGAAACAAGCUGACCGAGUUCCAGCUUCACGAAUAUCCUGCGAUAAGGCAGCUGAGGAACUUCCCGGUGUCUAGGUUUCUCGCCGAGGACCAUAGGCAGACCGCAUUCUUCGGGGUGCCGCCGAUCAAGUGCACCGCAGUUGACACAUCGCCGACUGAAGUGGAACUGUUCAAGAGGAGCGUGCGCGGAACGAUUCAAGGCGCCAUUCGCUUGGACAUCUCUAUCGAAAGGCUUGUUGCCGGGAUCACUGGCAAGGAGGCUCGACGUGGCGUGGAAGAUUUCUUCAAUUCGCAGUCGAUCGAUUGUGCAACCACGAUUGUCAAGCACUUCGGGGCGGUAUUCGCCACGUGCCGCGAAAAGCCACUGUGCUACUAUGCACGAUGGUCGAUCCACUGCCAACGCGCUUACCGAGUUUGCUUGUCACGUGGAUAUCUCUCCCCCUUUUACACAGGGGAGACAAUCGAGUACACCGUCGAUCCAGAUAUGGCCGAGAAAAUCCGACUUGCGCACCUGCCUCUGCAGAACGCCAAUCUGGAGAUGAGACGGCGAAUUCGACUCUCCACCGAAUUUGACACAUUGGAUGAGUUCCGUGCCACUAUCACGGACACGCAAAAGUAUCAGCGAUACAUGCGUGUCGAUAGUGAGAGCCUCUCCGCGCUCCUGGCCAAGGUUACACUGACAACAUGCUACGGCAUCCCGAUAAAAGGUGAGCCUGGCUACAUCUCCGACGAUGAAGAAGAGGAGAUUGAGGGAGCCGCAGCGGCAACUGAGAAGCCCAAAGGGAAAGGCAAAGGGGACGAUGGCCCCAACGUUCAAGCUAUCAAUUGGCGUGAGUUGGACCCCUUGGGACGGAAGCUCAUUCCGCACCAUACUGAUCCCCGAUUCGCGAUUCUCGAGGAGUGCCUUGUGCUGGUAAAGCUAGUCUGUCUGGCGAGGAAGACGACGGGGACUUUCUUGUCCUUGCAAGCUCAAGAUCCAGGCCCAAAGACGCGUCGCCCGCCCAGCGAGGCGCCGGCAUGGGAUGACAAAGGUCCGGAUCUGGGCAACACACUCGCGGGGCAAAAGGGGGACCUACGGGCACGCCGGGAAGGCACACAAAUUGAUGGCACACGUGAGGCACGCUUCCACGAAAUGCACUGCGCCCACAACAGUCGCUCCUACACGGAGUUCAAGGAAUUUGUUCGCGAUCACGCUCACAAGAUAAAGGAGUGUUUCGAUGAGGAUCGCGCAACCGAGAAGACAUUCUUCACUCUUGUUGAAGGAGUGAAGGGUCAGCUCCCUGAUGCUAAGAGCACUGACCCGAUUCUGAUGAAAAGGGAUGAUGAUGUCUUCGAGGCUAUGCCCGAUGAACUGGAAGAGCCUCACGAGUUAUUCGAUGUUGUCACCGCGCAGAGGCAAUCAUCGAUUCCCGAAGCUCAUACCAUUCCCGUUCCUCCAGAAGAAGAGGAUGAGGAUGAUAGUGAGCUGGAACGGGUGAACCGACCCGAUCCGAAGCCAAAGCGCCGCGGACGGGAGCAUCUCGGAGGCAUCGCUACUGAGACGAAUCCGCCCCCGCCUCGCAAAAUGCCGCCGCCGUCGAAUCUACCGACUCGAAAAUUACAGCGGCAAUCGGGCUACAGCGCUGCUCACCCUGAUGGAGAGACACUGAGGGUGUCAGGGAGGGCACCAUAUUCCGAUCAGAUGAGGUUGCCGUCGGUACUGCGAAUGAGGACUCGGCUUCAGGAACCAGAUCUGAACAAUCCGACGAUUGAGGAGGUCAUUCGCAUGUAUCAUUCACCGAGCACGCUUCCUAUCCUCAGGAAGAAGGCCGCCAGCGUCAUUAUUGCGAUGAAUGCGAAUCCCGAUGACGACGUCAAUAUGAAGGCGGCUGGAGUGGCUGCUCCCUCUGCCGCGAAUGCGGGGACGGGGCGAGGUGCUUCGCCCGAGAGUACGUCCGCUACUACACAAGAGCGGAUUAACCCAAAGUUCCCUGCACCAAGCAAUCGCACUGCAUCGAAUCCACCAUCGAAGUUGCCCCGCGAUGACAAAUGGGCUCCUUCGAUUGUGCGACCGGCACCGGGUCGAGUGAUUACGAGUGCAGAGGCGCGGGGACGCACACAACAGCGCGCUGCUGAAGCAACAGACCCACGAUCUCGUACGAUGGGUCCGGCCAAAGAGACAACGGCCAAGGGCAAGUCCCGAACAGGGUCCAACGUGGCAGGCCUCAUCGAUGAAGCUGAUGAAAUGAGGCAACCGACGAAAGGCAAAGGAAAAGGGAAAGCCGAGAAAGGAAAAGGAAAGCAGGAGAAAGGCCGAGGAAAGGGUGAUAAGGGAAACAGAGGAAGGGGCGGUUCCGGACGAGGAAGUAAGGACCGCACCCGUAGCCCCACCACUCGUAGGUAA